This is a messenger RNA of Cucurbitaria berberidis CBS 394.84, 1270 nucleotides long. RefSeq lists its product as uncharacterized. Bases 29 to 1270 code for a protein of 413 amino acids. Lineage: Eukaryota; Fungi; Ascomycota; Dothideomycetes; Pleosporales; Cucurbitariaceae. The transcript has 3 exons. The record is from RefSeq and is a predicted model, not a curated record.
GACUCAUCAGAAAAAACAGUCAACGAUCAUGUUUCCGUUUGCAGGUUCUCUAACCUAUCUACUUCUGCCGCUUCUCUCCACGGCCCUUGCUGGUAACCACAGGCCUUACCCUCCGAACAGUACACCUUGUUCAGCUGUCGUUAUAACUGUAACCACUUCUGUACUCGCGACUGCAACAGUUUCUAGCCCUGUGGCCACUGUCACCAUCACCCUCGGUGUUGAUAAUGCCAGUAAAGGAUAUCGUGCUGCUCGCGGAGACUAUCACCACCAACACAACACCACUACACCUAUUUACAUUCCUUCAUACAAUCCACCACCCAAUCCGGCUCCCGUCAGUGAAGGAUGUUCAACAAUCACAUCCACAGUCUUCAGCACAGCUACUGUGACAAUCGUUAUUCCUAUCACGGAGACCAAGCUCAUUAACGGUCCAAUCAAGACGCCACCUGUAGUGUCCCGUUCUUCUAAGCCCCCAGGUGGAACCAGUCCCGCACCACCUCCUCCUCCAGAAAAGACGUCAGAUCUCAUUUCUCCACCAAAGUCUUCCUCCAAGCCUGCAGGAGGCACCAGUGUCGCUCCUCCACCACCUCUGGAGACGACAUCAGAUCUUAUUCCUCCACCCAAAUCUUUCGUUAUGCCAAGUGCUGCUCCUCCACCGCCCCCGGAGAAAACAGUAGAUCUCAUACCUCCCCUUACCAAACCUGCCGGAGGGACCAGUGUUGCUCCCCCGCCACCGCUAGUGAAAACCACCGACCUGAUUCCUACACUAUCCCCGCAGAGACAAACCCCGCUUCUCAGUAGCAUAUCUAUACUUCCAACACAAGCACCACCUGCAAUAACUGAACCUAGCCUCAACUCUCCUGGAGUACCCGCACCCCCAGUCUUUAAUCCGAAUCCACCAGCUUCGAUUCCUGUGGGGCCUGGUACUCCUUCCCCUCCAUUACCACCACAGCAGCAGGAUACACCAACUUUGCUACCAAUUCUAGAGUCGACACCCUAUGUUCCUGACGGUACCCCUAGUCCUAACGGUACUCCUAGUCCUAACGGUACUCCUAGUCCUAAUAGCACUCCUGUUUCUAAUGGGCCUACUGUACCAAAACCUUCGAGCCUGGGCACGGUUUCUGUCCCUCCAGCUGGUACUACGGACAGAGUGUUGCCGUCGGCGACUUCUAGUGAGCCUCUCGAGUUCACUGCUGCUGCUGACCGGGAGGCGGUCAAUCUUGGGAAAUCUGCACUGGUAGGCUUAGCUGGUUUGAUUCUUGCUUGGUUAUAA